CGGACACCGGGACUGCAAGAUGGCGUCGCUCGUGCCACUGAAGGAGAAGAAGCUUAUGGAGGUUAAACUUGGAGAACUGCCAAGCUGGAUAUUGAUGAGGAAUUUCACCCCCAGUGGCAUUGUGGGAGCCUUUCAGAGAGGUUAUGAACGGUAUUACAACAAGUACAUCAAUGUGCGGAAAGGCAGCAUCUCGGGGAUUAACAUGGUGCUGGCAGCCUAUGUGGUUUUCAGCUACUGCAUUUCUUACAAGGAACACAAACAUGAGCGGCGACGCAAGUACCACUGA
Microtus oregoni (creeping vole) is the source of this 286-nucleotide messenger RNA. Its product is annotated as ATP synthase subunit f, mitochondrial-like. The record is from RefSeq and is a predicted model, not a curated record. Gene Ontology annotation, biological process: proton motive force-driven mitochondrial ATP synthesis. Gene Ontology annotation, molecular function: proton-transporting ATP synthase activity, rotational mechanism. NCBI's taxonomy places the organism in Eukaryota, Metazoa, Chordata, Mammalia, Rodentia, Cricetidae. The transcript has a single exon. Bases 20 to 286 code for a protein of 88 amino acids.